GCAGUCACGCGUUGAACAAGAGCAACCGGUUUUCUGUGUUCCAUUUUGUUGCAUUUUCAAUUGUAUUUGUUUUAUUGUUUAUACGCUCAUGUACAAGUGAUAUUUCAUAGUGUUAACAAAUUAUAUUUUAUAACUGUGAAUCAUAUUAGUUUUAAAUUUAAUUUAUUCUAAGCUUGUUGUGGAAAAUCUAGAAACAUACAUUGUAUAACGUUACUAGCCCCAUAACGUACAAAAGGUUUUGACCAUGAGCAACAACAGCAAUAACUUUAAUCAAUCCAUGAAGACGGUUCCAGAUUUGGUUGCUAAUCUAGCCUCGGAAAAUGCUAAGCUUCAAUACGCUCGGUGCAAUGUCAAUGGGGGUGGCAACGGCAAGUUCUUCAGAAACUACCAGACGCCGUACGUUCCCCAGAUGUACGGAAAUUUCUACCAGAAGCAACGUUUCACGCCCUACCCGAAUCGGCACCAAAAUCAAUCCAAUCAGAGCAACCAUUUCCUUCAGCAGCCCACUAAUGUCAACUACGGAAGCAACAACGGCGUGGCCAACAGGUCUCUGAACUCGUCUCUGAACAGCAGCAGUUCGGAUUCUUGCAAGAACACGACGUUCUACGGCUCCAAUAACUCCGGAAGCUCUAGCAACAUUAGUCAGUGCAGCAGUAGCAGCAGCAGCGGUACCGGAAGCAUCUACGGCUAUUCAUACGGUAACAUGCAAUCAUCAACCGUAGAUCAGAAGGAGAUGGUCGUGUUGCAGAUUAGCAAUCUGGAUCCGACGAUUGAUGAACACAAGAUGCACCAGUACUUGCUAUGUCAGCUCAAAUCAAUCACGCCUGUCUUGUCGUUGACCAUCGAGAGCCCUUCGCUGGCGAAGGUCAAGGUUCCGUCUGCACAUUUCGCCAAACUAGUCGUCGCCAAUUUGCACCGCAAGAAGAUCGGUCACAAACGCAUGGUCGUUUCCUACAUCAAAGACCCAUCAUCGGCCGAAUCGUCGGCACUGCGUUGCCAAGUGGCCGGCCUUCUCAAGGAUGUCCCUUUCUACUGUCUACCGAUCAACAAAUUUCGUGAACUGUUUCAAUCCCGGUUCAAAUCUUCGAUCAGCGUCCUGGAUCUGUACCGCAUGCCGGACGUAUGCUCCAUCACCUUGGACAAGAACGAAGAGAAGUACAUUAACCUGCAGCCUGACGUGAUCAACUCGUUGCAGAGCAAUCCGCUGGUUGAAUCGUCCCAGCAUAGUGUUCCGUACUGCAUCUAUCACUUCAAGCAGGAGAAGGAGAAAGGAUGGGCCGAGCAGGAGAUUGAACCCCUGCCGAAUGUGAUGAUGAGCAUCAGCCAGCUGCAGUCGGUUAUCUAUUCGUUGCUGAAGACUCACAAGGAUGACAUUCCGGUGGCCAGCAUUCUGUAUUGUAUCGAGAAUGAACUACAAAUCAAAGUUGUGCAGAAUGAGAGCGGAGUUCCGUUGGAGCAUCUGUUAUGCUGCAUCCGGGGAGUGCAGAUCAUGAACAACAACUUUGGUAUCAAGGUACUGACCUGGUUGGACCAUGAGAUCAACUCGACGAAGGACAACGAUGAUGCCUCUUCAGUCAACUUGCGUUACAUGCCCAAGAGCCCGAACAACGACUUCCUGCAGCAGAUUUCCCGCGAAGUGGUUGAGCUGAUAAAGAUGUCACCGAAAUCGUCAAUGAAGUUCACCCGAUUCAUCCCGGCCUAUCACAACCAUUUCGGAAAACAAUGUCGCGUAGCCGAUUAUGGCUACACCCGGCUGAUAGAGCUCUUUGAAGCGCUUUCACCGGUGGUCCAAGUGAUGGGAGACGGUGAGAAUCGCCACAUCACGCUGACUCAUCGGACCCAGAUCCGACGUUUUACCGGUGACUUGCUGAAAAUUUUACGCGGCCAAGCGAAUAAAUCAAUUCUGCUCUCGCAGCUGCCAAUCAUCUUUUCGCAAGCACAGAAUAAAAUGUUCGACGUAACGGACUACGGCGUGUGCGAUAUUUUCGACAUCAUCGACGGGUUGGUGUACAACAAUUCGAUCGUCACGAAGGUGUUCAACGAGACGGAUGUAUUGAUUUCGAUGGUGAAACGGAAGCAGUCUCCAACCGAGCUGGAGAAAACGAGCAUCUUUGCCGGGGAGGUAGUUGAGCUGUUCAAGAAUGCUCCACAGUACUCGAUACUGUUUAAAAAGUUUGUCCGCUCGUAUCACUAUCACUUUGGAUAUCAGUGUCGUUUGAGUGAUUAUGGCCUGAUGAAGUUGGCGGAUUUGCUGGAAGCCAUUUCCGGAAUAGUUGAAAUGGAGCAAUCCAACGAUGAGGACCGGAAAAUCUAUCUCAAUCACAGAGUUGCCAUUCGCAUUUUUGCUGAACAAGUGCAGGAUAUUGUUAAGCAUUUCACCGGCAACAGUGUCUCGAUGAUCUUAAUGAGCGAAAUACUCAAUUUCCAUAAAAACAAGUACGGGUAUCAAAUUCAACCGUAUAGCCUUGGGUAUAGCAAUUUGUUCGAUGCUAUCAAAGCGCUUCCUUAUUUGGAGAUAUUCGAAUCAGGCAAUGAUUUCAUAGUCGUUUCACGAUUGGAAGACCCCGUAUUUCGACUCCGAUCUUAUGCUGUUUGUCUCUGCCUCUUGGACUCGAACAAGGAACGUAUGCCUAUCAGUGACUUUCUGCGGAGCUACCUGGUCAAAUUCAAAGAGAAUUUAACAGAAAGGCAAAUGUUCAACAUGAAACAUGCCAUAACGAUUGAACUUGAUAAGGGAAAUCAAACUGUGACGAUGACGCCGUUGAUGAAGUUCAUCCUUCGUAUCAUACAGGUUCUCAAGCAGAAGAGUCCGAUCAAUUUGUUUGAUCUCAAACAGGCUCUUAAUUUGUCGAUUUCGUCCUGUUUUGAGUUUGGAUAUCCUAAUAUUUCCUCGCUCAUUGGCGCGUUUCCGGACAUUUUCACCACCAACAGCUAUUUCCAUGAGCGAGCCGACAUUGAACUGAACCGUGACUGCAUUUUGAGCAAGGCUUGCUUCAGUAGCGAGGAAAAUUCCACACCGGCAGCGAUCUCGACCACCAACAAUGCUCACACCACCCCCGCAAAGGCGAAAGCGCUCGCCGACGAAAAUAAGCUUUCCCAUGCCUCGAUGACAAAUGAUUUUAGAAAUUUGUUCUACAGUAGGCAAGAAGCCAUUGCUCAGCAUCAUUUGUUGCAGCGACAGCAACAGCAACAGCAACACCAACAGCAACAGCAGCAGCAGCAACAACAACAACAACAACAACUUCAACCGCUGCAGCAAUCCCAACAGAUGAAUCAACAACAGCCGACUACUUACUUUCCGAAUAACCGUUUCAACAACAAUCCAAUGUUGAACAGUCACUAUAGUCUGUCCAGUUCAACUUUAUCGUCAACUGCUGUUCCAGCCGAUAUGAUGGGCACUAAUAAUCAGACUAUGAUUAUGAAAAAUCAAAACAAAGAAAACUAUUACCACUGUUACAGUGGCAUAGCGCUCCAACAGCAACAGGUUCAACAGUUGCAGCUUCAACAGCAACAACAACAGCCACAACAACAACCACAACAGCAGCAGAUUUCAGUUUCACAGACUAAAUUUGCAUCGUUGAACACGAAUAUGUGCUCUACGGGUGGUAGCAGUGGUGGUUGUGCUUCAAAUGUUGCAACGAUAACCGCGAAUCGUGCAGCUGGACAGAUACAGGCAUCAAUCGCCAACUCGCUGGCGUCCACAACAGCAACAGCAGAAGAAAUAGAACCAGGUGCCUCGCGAUUCUCCGCCACCAAACUUUACGAACGCAGACAACAGCAGCUUUCAUUGGGUUUACAAUAUCUCAAUUGUAACAGUUUUGGAUAUGGACUUUUGUCGGAGUUUUACGAGCCGCCGAAGCCGGACACGCCACCAUCGAGGAAUAUCCCAUAUUGGAUUGAUCCGAUUUGGUCCAACGAGCCGAUCCCGACCGAAAAGGAGCCAUCAACAUCUUCCACCGAGCUCCUCAAUAUUCCACUGCCGGAGCUGAAAACGUACAACAAGCUGCCGGUCAUACUGACACCGUAUGUCCUAUCACUGACGAAGAGCUCAUCCUUUUCCUUCGAUUUUGAUAAGUCUAAAAAGAUUUAAACCACGGAUGGGACCCUAUUUGCGUGCGCUUACGAAAAGGAACUAGGACAUGCCGACAGAAGAGGAUAUCUUCACACUUCGUAUAAUUGCUCUCGGGAGCGGUUAAUUUAUAUCUCGAUUGGAUCGCUGUCGACUGUUGUUCGUUUUUAACAUUUUCCUAAUCAUUUUCGUUAUUUUUUCAUGACACGUUGAACGUUUAUUCACCAUUGUGUAGUAGGAGUCAUCUACGAUUCGUUAAUUUGUCUAUCCUUUUCGAUUCCUAGGAUGAGCGUUUAUUAAAUGGUACCAUUGAUGUUAUUAUUAGAUAAGAGAUAAUUCAAUUGAAAAUAGGAAUGAUGGAAGCCUCAGCUAUGGGACUAAAUGUUUAGAGAUUUAUUUUAAUCGAACCUUUCUAGAACAAUAUUGAUCGUUAUUAUAGUGUAGUGCGUAUUAUAAUAGUCUCAUAGUUAAGGAAGUUGAAAAUGCUGAAUCACUUCUUUGAAAUGGGAGCAGAUAAAGACAUUUUAGUUAUUGAGAUUUAUGCAUGUUUAGCGCAAGAUUCUACCCGAUGAUUACGUUUUAGGAUGAUAGAAGACAAUUUAGUGUAUGUUUAUAUGUGGCGAUAUUUCCAGUUGAGGCUUCCACUUGUGUGCCCCCUAGAUUUAUAUAUGAUUUAAAAAUUAAGAUUAUGUAUGCAUGCGAUUAUUCAAA
This is a messenger RNA of Ochlerotatus camptorhynchus, 4780 nucleotides long. It is a transcript of the gene Marf1, whose product is annotated as meiosis regulator and mRNA stability factor 1-like protein. Lineage: Eukaryota; Metazoa; Arthropoda; Insecta; Diptera; Culicidae. Gene Ontology annotation, biological process: regulation of transcription by RNA polymerase II. Gene Ontology annotation, molecular function: DNA-binding transcription factor activity, RNA polymerase II-specific; RNA polymerase II transcription regulatory region sequence-specific DNA binding. The record is from RefSeq and is a predicted model, not a curated record. The coding region runs from base 245 to 4090 and encodes 1281 amino acids. Gene Ontology annotation, cellular component: nucleus. The transcript is spliced from 11 exons.